This is a messenger RNA of Toxotes jaculatrix (banded archerfish), 6162 nucleotides long. RefSeq names its product alpha-kinase 2 (gene alpk2). Gene Ontology annotation, molecular function: protein serine/threonine kinase activity; ATP binding. Lineage: Eukaryota; Metazoa; Chordata; Actinopteri; Toxotidae. The transcript has 11 exons. Gene Ontology annotation, biological process: protein phosphorylation. The record is from RefSeq and is a predicted model, not a curated record. The coding region runs from base 248 to 4912 and encodes 1554 amino acids.
GCCAGCUCUGCCUGAGCUCAUACUGAAGUCCUACAUCAUAGGUCUAUAUCCCCAACUACACGGCUAUGAAAAGGGUACUGGCAGUAAAAACUCAAGGAUACAGUUGGACCCAGGGGAGGAAAUGACACCAGAAAAGUCAGGCACAAACAAUCCGCCGCUGUGCACAGAACUUCGGCCCAAAGUUGCUGUUUGACAGCUGGAGUCUUGCUGCUGACAAUCUGCUCAAGCGGCACAACCAGAAGUCCCAAUGGAUCCGUCACUCCUUUGCACGGAUGACCAAACCCAGUCACUGGCACCUCUCACAGACAGUCAGACAGGGGAUUUAGACGCUCUUUCUCUUUUACACAGUCCUACAGAAAACAUACUGUCUGCAUACGAGACAGGAACAGAGACUGUGCCAGAUCUCUCAGACUCUACAGACAAAUCCACAGAGGCUUUAUCAAAUGUUUCCAAAUUCCUCUCUCAGGACAAAAGCACUGACUCAGACUGUUUAAAGCUUUCGUCAUCCAGCUAUAAAAUGGCAGAGUGUUUGUCACUUUGCUCAGAGCCUGUGCCAAAGGAUAAUGAUCUCAGGGUUCGUGCCUAUUUUGGCUCAUCAGAACCUAUAUUACCUCUUUUACCUCAUCUCUCACGUGAAGCUUUCUCAGAGUCUUAUAUCAAACAAGAGCCAUCCCUCUCCUUUGCUCACAUUCAAGACAAUACUACGCCAGAACCUUCUGGGACCAUGUCAUCUAUUUCUGAGGGUUUGAUGAAGCUGUCUUCCACUGAGCCUCUCUCCAGGCUCAGCUUCAGAUCUGAACACAAUCCAGCCACUUAUCUAUUAAGGUCGUUAUCACCUGACUCAGAUAGUUUAGAGAGUGAUACUGCUGUGGCACCUGUGUCAGACCUUUAUAUCUUUGAGACUGAGACACAGGACUUUAUCCUGAGCCCUAAUGUAGAUCCCCCUGAGAUUAAAAGUCCUGAAUGCCAGCCAUCGUCACAUACUGAAGGAAAAAAGACACAUCAUGACUGUGAGACACAUGUCCCGAUGUGUGAUUCAGCAGACGUGCUGACAAAAUGUCAUUACAAUUCUACUGAGGAACAAGCUUUGGUGGACUAUGAGUCAGACGUGGGCCAACAUAUAGGACUAAGGCCACCUGCUGUGGAUGCCUGUGAGGCGAGCUUGAUGCCAGUAAAUGAUGCGGGACAAGAGAAAGCAGAAAUCACUGGUUUAACCCCCCAAGCACGACAGAGCGAUAGCCCUGUCGAGCUGUGGCUGGAUGCAUGCCAGUAUCUUGCAGGUGAGGAUACAGAAGAUAGGGAUAUUUUGGGUGAGACUAGUCUUUGUGUGAUGCAAGGAGGACUCUCAGCCACCAGUGAUUUAUCUUUUCUCUCAGGAGAGACACAAGGGUCAGGUUACAACCCUGAAGGUAGCGAGGGGAUUGGCUGGUCCUGCGAAGACACCAGGGGCUGGGGGCCACCGGUUGAGAGGUGGUCAUCAGUAGACAGCUGGGCAAGCGCACUCUCAGACUGGACUGGGAUCAUCACAGCUCCACCGGAGGACAUCACUGCUGCCUUCACGGAGAUAGGUGCUGAGAUAGAUGCUUUGACAAAGGCACUAGCAGAGGUAAAUACCAACACAGACACAGAGACCUCUAAAGAAGGACAGAGUCAGGAGACAGUGGUACAGGUGCAAUCGCAGCCACCCAUGGGUGUCCAGGGUCAGCCUCUGGAGGCACAAAAUAUCCCAGAGAGCUCUGUCAUCUCUGGGCAGAGUUGCCUCUCUUUGGGCCUCGAAGUUGGAGGAACUGAGAUCCAAGACAGAGAGGGCUCCCAAAGUUUUGAAUCUUUGUGUGAUUCAACGCUUACCACACAAGAAGAAAAGGAGCUGGAAGAGACCCAGAUGGGCCAGGCUGAGUCCUUCAUAUGCCCCAUUCACCCGCACUCAUCCAUGGGUGCUAUGGUGGCCUCUCCUGGAGCAUACGGUGCAGAUGUGACUGGAGUUACACUGAUCCCUGGAUCUACUUCCUGUGCUGAUGUGAACCUUUCUGAGUUUGGUGGAUAUGUCGAGUCCCUGGAGACAGACAUUUUCAGCUGCAAUGAAGAUCCAAUCAUACUGAAUAUAGUAGAGGAUACAGAUUUGGAGGAAGAGAAUGCACCUGCAGAGCUAAUGACUGGGGAGCCCUCUGGAGAUGGACUGUGUGAAGUGACAGAUGAACACAGUAUCUCCCAGUCGGGCUCGGUGGCUGAGCAGGAAGCUAAAAUUUGCUGUGGGCUUACCAAGUUCGAUGGUGAAGGGACCGACUCUUCAGCAGAUCCUCAUUUCCUCACCACGCACACUCUGACAGACUCACACGUGCCAGGUGUGGACACACAACCUGGCCUGCAUGUCAAGGUUCACACACACGUGUCGCCUGACACUUUACCAGACCUUGACGGAGCAUGUCAGGUGGAGCCACAGUGGGGGAGUCCUAAGUUUAUUAUGCCCUUAGCUCCCCUCAGUAUCGGCUCCUCCCUGGUCUGUCAGACAAGCAGCGGCUUGGAAGGAGAUCAAAUUUGUGCCAAAAGGUCUUUCAAUGACAACAGAGACCUCAGUUGUGAUCACGUACAGCCCUGCGUUCUCUGGCCAACCUCGGAUGGGAUUACUGACAAGCCAUUCCUGGAAGGUGAUGAGGAGCUGAAUCAUAAAAAGGACAAUACAGUAAACUCUGAUGAGAAAUCUUCACCAGAAGGACAACUGGACUUUCACACCGGCAACACUUCUGAGUGUUUCUUCCAUGAAAGAAAAACAAUAAUUGAGGAGAUUAAUGACCUCAGUAGAGAACUAUCAAACUUGGCUCAUGUCCCUGCAGAUCAUUUCUUCAUCUCAGAGAAGAACCGUGUCGCAUUCAUCACUUUAGAAUUAAAUGACCCAUUUGUCUCCAGGCCUGCAAAACCAAUCGCCUCAGCUGUCCCAUCUGAGAAGGCUGAACUGAACCAGAGAACAGCCGAAAAGAUGCCUCACAAAACUCACAAGAGCUCUGAGGGCAAAACGCGCUCCAAGAAGGACAAAUCAGCUGGUCAUCACCAUGGUGCACAAGCUUCCAAGAAGCAGGAGAUUUUAUCUCAUCAUGUUUCAGCCCAGCAGACCUGCAAAGAGCAAGAAAUCCAUCCUCUUACUGGAGAAAAUCAUAUCAGUGAGAACACUCCAGCUGGAUUUGAGGACAGUCAAGCUAAAUUGGGGGUUGAGACCAGUGUGUCAGCUGAGAGGGCUCCAGGCAAACCACACGGAAAAAAGAAAAAGAAACACGGUCAGAAUGCAACAGCACUGAAGAGCGUAGGGGAGCCUCUGGUUGAAGUAGAGAAUGGAGCGAAACAAAAGACAGCAAAAGGAAGAAUUGAUAUGUUCGAGGCCAAGUUCGGUGCCAAAGCUGAGACGACUCAGAAGGACAGUGAUCGGUCAGGUGGUGCUGAGAAAAAGUCCCAGCAACUGGAGGCUAAAACUUCUGAAGGAAAACAGCCUGCACAUCAUGCAGAGCAUAAAGACCACCAGCCAAAAAACCUCACAGGUCCUCUGAGCGAUGAUGUUAUUAAAAGACGACGCCUGUCAGAGGAUAAGUUUGGGAAGAUUGUCAGUGUUCUGGAGUCUAAAUUACCAAAGACAGAUGUUUCUGUCAAGGUGAAGGCAGAGGAGCCCAAGGCUGAAGCUGAGGCAACUCGUAAAAAGGCGUACAGUGAAGUGGUCAAACAGAAAAUCCCACCUAAGGGAGACCUCAAGGUGGUGCAGCCUAUCCAGGCAGCAUCAGUGAGCGGGGACCCCCAGAGUCUGUGCCUGUGGUGUCAGUUUGCAGCCGUCUUCUCCGACUACACCGUCACCUGGAGCAGAGAGGGCGGUGUCCUCGCUGAGAUCAAGAGAAGUGCAGGGGAUGAGAGCAGAGUGUCGCUCACCAUCUCCAAUGCUUCUCACAAAGACUUGGGCAAGUACCAGUGUCGGCUCAGCAGCUUACAUGGAUCAGUUACCCUGGACUACUUGCUAACAUAUGAAGUGCUCAGUGAGAUUGUCAUUCCUCCAUCUCCAAAGACCAUCCCAUCUGCUCCCAUAGAGGUGGAGAGUGAGGAAGAGGACGUCCACUGUUCCAGGCUGAUGUUCAAAGACGAUUUUCUAUCUGACCAAUACUUUGGAGACAAGCAUCCCGUCAGCAUCAUCACUGAAAAGGUCCACUUUGGGGAGGGGAUGCACCGGCGGGCUUUCCGGACCAAGCUGCACGCCGGUCAGAUGCCCCUUCUACUGCCAGGACACUCCUGUGUGCUCAAAGUUCACAACGCCAUCAGCUACGGGACCAGGAACAAUGACGAGCUCGUUCAGAAGAACUUUACCUUGGCUGUGGAGGAGUGUCAGGUCCAGAACACAGCGAGAGAGUACAUCAAGGCGUACACUGCUGCAGCUCAGUCUACUGAAGCCUUCGGAGAUGUCCCAGAGAUCAUUCCCAUCUACCUGGUUCACCGUCCAUCAAACAACAUCCCCUACGCUACACUGGAGGAGGAGCUGAUUGGUGACUUUGUCAAGUAUUCGGUCAAGGACGGCAAAGAGAUCAACCUGCUGAGACGUGACUCUGAGGCCGGACAGAAAUGUUGUGCUUUCCAGCACUGGGUCUACCACAACACUGAGGGCAACCUGCUGGUCACAGACAUGCAAGGAGUGGGAAUGAGGCUCACUGAUGUGGGAAUAGCCACCUGUAAGAAAGGAUAUAAGGGCUUCAAAGGAAACUGUGCCACCUCCUUCAUUGACCAGUUCAAGGCCUUGCACCAGUGCAAUAGAUACUGUGAGAUCCUGGGCCUCAAAUCCAUGCAGCCUAAAGCCAAAAAACCUUUGUCUGGUCCAAAACCCAAACCCCAACCUUCUGCUGCACCGAAGAAAAAAACCUUUGGGCCAACAGUGAAGGGAAAGUCAUAACAAGAGGGGAAAUUCUUGGACUAAGAAUGAGACUCUUAAUUGAACAGUGAGAUUAAGCUGAUUUGAGUAUCUUCUCUGACCUGGACCUCGUCAUGCAGAGUCUGACCCAACAAAACGUGUCAAACAUGAACUGCCGCAGGCCAGACGACGGGGACAAAUGUAUUUGACCCUGAUAGUUACGCAGUCAGCGCCUGUGGUUUCAUAAGAGAGCUUGCAUCAUCUCAUGUUGAACAUUUGAGACGUAUAUUUUUAUUUUAAUGAAGAUUUCACCAGAGAGUGUGUCAGUAUGUGAGUUUGUGUGAUGUAUUUUAUAAUCUACGGGAAGAAACUUUAUUUCACGAGUUUUGGCGAAGCUGUGACAGAUUUAACGAACACUUGAAAAAGAUAGGAUAUGAUGUAGUUUGUCUACAGUGAUGAACUGUGAUGUCUUAGACAGCUUUAUGAACGACCUGUGAUGAUUUUUCUUUACAGAUCACUGCUGACCUUUUCUUGUUUUUCUACUUCGGUGAUGUUUUCAAACUGUUAGUUCAUUAAAUUAAUGAACUUGUUAAUUAAUUGCUUGGAGGAAAUGUCUUUGAAGUAGGUUGUAUGUUAAAAUACACACAGUACAAAUGUAAUUUGCGGUUGAGUUACAGAGUAUGAGUGGAUCAUUUAUGUGUUUGGUUUGAGAGGUGACAAAUGUAAUUGAUGAACGAAUAUUCAGUGUAAUAUCACAUUAUUAUCAUAUUUAGUAACUGAUUCACGGUGAGCUCAUGUUUAUUUUCUGGAAACAACAAAAAGAGAUUUUGUACACAAAAAGCUCACGUAAACUAUAUCUUUGAAUGUACUCACUGAAACUGGUUUAUUCAUUUGUCAUUUUAUUAUCUGAUGGAAUUUGUUAGUUAGAUUGAUUUCAAAUUCCUGGCAUCAUUUCAAGGAGCUAUACUGCGCUGGUUUUCCUCAAACUAAGUGAAAGUCAUGUCAAACUGAAACCAAUAAUCACACCAUGCUAACCUGAGCCAAAGCCAGAUUUACUUACCUACACAGUCCGUAUGAUCUCAGUAGUGUCAGUCAACACAAGUCCUCAACUGUCGCUGUAUGAUAAGCUUCCUACUCUCACUGUUGCCUUUGAAAUCCCUGACCCACAUUGCUGGCAUGGCUCUCAGGUUGGGGCUGCAGCCGGUGUGUAAGCAAACUUUAGAUCUUUGUUAUUAAAGAGAUGUUGCUGGUUGAAAAUGUUUUCUGAUUUCAUUUCACAUUUUUCUGUAACA